Molecule: messenger RNA, 1245 nt
Organism: Lagopus muta (rock ptarmigan)
Lineage: Eukaryota; Metazoa; Chordata; Aves; Galliformes; Phasianidae
Gene: HDGF
Product: heparin binding growth factor
Exons: 6
Coding region: 264-962 (232 amino acids)
Biological process (GO): regulation of transcription by RNA polymerase II
Cellular component (GO): nucleus
Molecular function (GO): transcription coregulator activity; double-stranded DNA binding
Source: RefSeq, a predicted model, not a curated record
GCACGGGGCCGGGGCCGCCGUACCGCGCCGCUCCCAGAUCGGGCCGGGGCCGCCCCCCCCCCCCCCCCGCACCGCGUUGCGGUGGGGGCCGCCCGCACCACCCUCCGUGCGCUGCUCUCCCUCCUUCUUUCUCUCUCUCUCUCUCUCUCCCUUUCAACCCCCCCCCCCCCUUUUUUUUUGUGUGUGUGUGUUUUUUUUUUUUCCUCCCGCCGCCUUCCCGCUCCCAAACUUCACGCCGGGCCCCCCCGCGGCCCGCAGCCAUCAUGUCCCGCUCCCACCGGCAGAAGGAGUACAAGUGCGGGGACCUCGUCUUCGCCAAGAUGAAGGGCUACCCCCACUGGCCCGCCCGGAUCGACGAGAUGCCAGAAGCUGCAGUAAAAUCCUCCUCCAACAAAUACCAAGUCUUCUUCUUUGGGACCCAUGAAACGGCAUUCCUGGGGCCCAAAGACCUCUUCCCCUAUGAAGAAUGCAAGGAGAAGUUUGGGAAACCCAACAAAAGGAAAGGGUUCAGUGAAGGUUUGUGGGAAAUAGAGCACAACCCAACUGUCAAAGCCUCCGGGUACCAGCCCACCCAGAAGAAGACCUGCUCUGAGGACGCUGAGCCAGAGCAAGAGCCAGAGGGUGAUGGGGAGAAGAAGGGCAACGCAGAGGGCAGCAGCGAUGAAGAGGGGAAGCUAGUGAUUGAUGAGCAAUCCAAGGAGAAGAACGAAAAAGCCGGGAUCAAGAGGAAAGCAGAAGAUGCUUUGGAGGACUCCCCCAAGCGCACCAAGGAGAUGGAGGGGCAGGAAGCAGAGAAGAAGAUAGACAACGAAGAGGCCCCCAAGGAGGAGCCGAAGCCCAACCCAGCCGAAGGGGAGAAGGAGAAGAACAGUGAUGCUGCCAGCGUGCCAGACGCCAAUGAAGCCAAGCAGGAGGGCAAGGAUAAGGCAGAGGAGGUCAGAGACCACAAGGAGAGCCUGUAGUGGCCUCCCUGGCGAGCUGAUCUCCCGCUGUCCCUUCCCUGCUGGGCUCCCAGGGUGUUGCCCCAUCUCACCCUCGUCACGUCCACGGCUCCGGAAACGAGAAACAAACAGAAAAUGAAAUUAAAAAAAAAAAAAAAAAAAAAAGAAAUGAAGAGAAACCCAGUAAUGAGAACCCCUGAACCGACCUGCAUCUCCUGGCCCUGCUGUCGUGGGGCGCAUGCUUUGUAUUAGUGAUUUCUAGGGGGCUGAUCAGUUGAUUUGAAAUAAAAGCGAUUCAUGCCUU